This is a messenger RNA of Nylanderia fulva, 1143 nucleotides long. RefSeq names its product retinol dehydrogenase 11-like. The record is from RefSeq and is a predicted model, not a curated record. NCBI's taxonomy places the organism in Eukaryota, Metazoa, Arthropoda, Insecta, Hymenoptera, Formicidae.
CGUGCUUACAUUUUACAGUCGAAGAUAGAGUGUGUUGCGUGGAACUAAGUGAGUGAAUGGAACAUAUAUUACAGUAUAUUAAUAACAAAAAAACACCAGAAAAUGUGGUUGUUUAAGGAAAUGUGUACAAGUGUAGUGCGUCUUGAUGGCAAAACUGUAGUGAUAACUGGAGCAAAUAGCGGUAUUGGUAAGGAAACUGCCAGAGAUUUUUAUGGAAGAGGCGCUAGAGUAAUUAUGCUCUGCAGAAAUUUGGAACAGGCAAACGAAGCAAUUGAAGAUAUAAAAAAUAAUCCACCUUCAAGAAUUAAUAAGGACAAAUAUCAAAGUAAUGCAGGCCAGCUUGUGACUUAUUCCCUUGAUCUAUCGAGUUUGGAAAACGUGAGAGAGUGCGCUAAAAAUUUACUGAUGAAAGAAGCAUUCAUUCACAUACUUGUAAACAAUGCCGGUGUGGCUAUGCUUCCAUAUGAAAAAACGAAGGAUGGAAUUGAGAUGACGUUUCAAGUAAAUUAUCUUGGACAUUUUCUUUUGACACUUUUAUUGCUGCCAAAAAUGCAAUUGUCUUCUCCUAGCUGCAGAAUAGUCAAUGUAUCAUCAUUUUCUUACAUGUUUGGCGAUAUAUAUUUUGAUGAUAUUAAUCAGGAAAACUCGUAUACAUCUUAUAGAGGUUAUUUCCAAAGUAAAUUGGCAAAUAUAUUGUUUACGAAGGAACUCGCUCAUCGAUUGAAAAAAGCAGAUAUUCAUGGGAUAAACGUAUAUUCUUUGCAUCCUGGUUUGAUACCGACAAAAAUAACACGGAAUUUUAGUAACACCUUAUUUCCAGGUGCAACUUUUAUUUAUAAUUUUUUGACAUGGCUAUUGUUUAAGUCUCCCGAAGAAGGAGCACAAACAACGAUAUAUUGUUCAGUCGAUGAAAAAACGGCUAAUGAAACUGGACUUUAUUAUUCAGAUUGCAAUGUCAACAUUCCACGAUGGAGAGCAAGAGAUGAUCAAUACGCUAAAAACUUAUGGGAUAUAUCCUGCAAGCUUCUGCAUUUAGAGCCAGAAGAAAAUUUGAAUACAUUUUUGCAAACCGUUUCACGUCAAAUGUUGUAAAGAAAUAUCUCUAAAAACUCACCUUUAAAAAAAGGUAAAAAAGGCGACCAG